Messenger RNA from Parasteatoda tepidariorum (common house spider), 5057 nucleotides. Lineage: Eukaryota; Metazoa; Arthropoda; Arachnida; Araneae; Theridiidae. The record is from RefSeq and is a predicted model, not a curated record.
UUUUUUAAGUCUAGUGUGAAUGCUCCCUUAGUAAAUGACUCAUAAUGGAACUGCAUUCAUAUGCGAAUUUUUACAUGCAGUGAAAACAAUCAAAAUCAUCGUUUUACGAUGUAAGCUACAUUUAAAAACUCUUCUGAUACUAAGUUAUUUAAGGUGAAUCCGUCACCAACUAGAGUGGUUUUGGUAUUUUCAAAACAAGUUCUUAAUUUUUUUUCUUCUCAAAAUGGUUUCAAUUUUUAAGUUAUUAAUAAAACUUCUCAUUUCUCCAACAGAGGACACUAUACUUCUUUUUCCAAAAUUAGUUCUUUUUCUUGGAAUAGUAAAAAUUCUUCAUAAUUCUUAAAUUUGUUAGCCAAUCAAUAAUUAAGAUGAUUCGGAACUGAUGAACGAAAGUUUUCUAAAUCGUCUGUAUAGAGGAAAAUUUAUUGAAAAUUCUAAUCAGUUCUGAGAAAUAAUAAGAAAAUUCUUCAGACAGUUGUUCUCUCUUCAGAAAAAUAACUGUAGUAUAUAUAUAUGUUGGAGAUAUUUAUACUUUUGCAAAAAAUAUGAAUUCAUCAAUUUACUUAAUUUUGGACUCCCUAUGUGGUGAAAACUUUUAUAUCUGGGAUUACAAAAAUAAGUAUUUUAGUAAAUGUUUCAGACAGUUGAGUUUCAUUUAUCCUGCAUUUAUCCUUUUUAUUAUUAGUACAUCAUAUUAUCUUGGAUUUAGUAAUUAUAGACAUAUUGCCCGAACUAAAUCCGAUAAAUUAAUUAUUUCUGCUAGAAUUUUAAUCUCAUCUAUUAUAUUACUUACAUCAAAUGUAGGCUAUUAUUUUAUUUAUUUGAAAGUGAAAACAGUAGCAUCUGUUGAUAUAAUUCAAAUCAUUUUGUGCUUAGUAGCUUGGCUUUUGCAUAUUGGUUUCUUAAGGAAAUUGAUGUCCAAUAUUUGUUACAGUAUAAGAGGUCCCACUGCGAUUGUCGUUUCAGUUUUUAUUUGUUUUAUUGUGUCCAUAUAUGAUUUCUAUAAUCAUUACAGACAAUAUGCAUUUGCUUCUUCAGAUAAGUUUCAGAUUAUAUGUAUUACAUUCCAGUUAAUUUACAUUUUGACUCUUUAUCCUAACAAAAUCAGACGAAAUAAUGUGUUGGUAAAUGAAAAUAGCAGUGAAACAGAACCUCUGAUGAAUUCUGUUGUUUUCCGUUAUUAUGGAUGCGAAAAUAACACUGAUCAAGAUCUCGGAGUGGCGGAAGAUCCGAAGCGGAUAUUUUCUACCUUAUUUUUUUCCUGGGUUAAUCCUUUGAUGUUAAAAGGCUACAACCAAAAUCUGAAUACUGUUGAGGAUUUAUACAGUCUGCCAAAUAGUUUAUUAUCUAUGAAUAUCUAUAAGCAAAUAUCAUUGCUAUCACCUUCCUUAAACGAGGAAAACGAUUAUGUUAGAUUUUUUUGCUGGUCUAUUUCUAAAAAAUCGUUUCACCUUGUCAAAGACCUUCAUAAACUGUUUGCCUGUGAAUUUUAUUUAAUUGGUUUUUUGAAAUUUCUAACGGAUUGCCUUAUUUUCGGAGGACCCCUAUUAUUGAAUUCCUUAGUGUCUCUACUAGAGUCACCAGAGAAUGAUUCAAAAAUUGGCUAUUACUACGCCUUAGGCUUAUUCCUAAUAACAUUUACCUCUGCUAUUAUUUCAUUGCAAUAUAAUUACUUAAUUAAUCGUAUUGGAUUAAAAUUGAAAACAUCUUUAAUGAUUUUGGUGUAUAAGAAAGUUCUUUCUUUAAAUAAAGUUUCAAUGUCCAAUGCUAGUUCUGGAGAAAUAAUGAAUUACUUAAGUACAGAUACCGAUCGUAUUGUUAAUUUCUGCCAAAGUUUUCAUUUGUUUUGGAGUUUACCCCUUCAAAUUAUAGUGGCUUUGAUUCUUUUAUAUCAACAAAUAAGGUACUGUUUCUUCAUUGGAGUGGCUUUUAUGUUAUUUGUGAUACCAUUAAAUCAAUAUGUUGCCAAAAAAAUUGCUGUUUACAGUAAUUUAAUGAUGACUGCUAAAGACAAAAGAAUUAAGAUGAUGAAUGAAAUAAUAUCCGGAAUCAGGAUCAUCAAGAUGAAUGUUUGGGAAACUAUAUUCCUAAGGAAACUUGCUCUGAUCCGUCAAAGUGAAGUGAAAUACUUAAAAAAGCGUAAAUACUUAGAUGCAAUCUGCGUGUACUUUUGGGCUACGACUCCUGUCUUCAUGUCUUUCCUCACAUUUACUUUAUAUGCUCUAUUAGGUUACAGUUUGUCUGCUUCAAAGGUAUUUACUUGUGUUGCACUCUUCAACAUCUUGAUUAUGCCUUUAAAUGCUUUUCCAUGGGUUCUGAAUGGAAUUGUGGAAGCCUGGAUUUCAGUUAAGCGGUUAAGUGGUUUUCUACUACUCCCAAAUUUAGAUGUACCAAAAUAUUAUUCAAAGAUUAAUAAUGGAGAAAAUACAGCUUUAGAGAUUAUAAAUGGGACAUUUGUAUACUCCGAGCAACCAAGAAAAGAUUUUAAUAAUAUGCUUGUACAGCAAGAUGCUGCAAGGUCUUCUGGCUUUUGUCUUGGUCCAUUGGAUAUAAAGUUAUACAAGGGCCAAUUCUUAUGUGUCAUUGGAAGAGUGGGUUCUGGUAAAUCAUCUUUUUUGUCUAGCGUUGUGGCAAAUCUUAACUGCAUAUCAGGCGAGUUGAUGAUGAAUGCAUUUUUAAACAACCAGGGUGUUGGAUUUGUGUCACAAUCUUCCUGGAUUCAGCAGAAAACAAUAAAAGAAAACAUACUCUUUGGGAAACCUUUGAAUAUAUUGAAAUAUAGAAAAGUCCUUGAAGCCUGUGCGCUCUUAGAAGACCUUGAGGUAGGUUGCUAUCUUAGAGCCAAAUCCUUCUUUUUUAAGAAAUUGCCAAAUAAAGCUUAUCUUUUGUUAGUUUUUGAUAUUUAUUUGUUUGAUGAUCCCCUGUCAGCUGUUGAUGCACAUGUUGCCGAACACAUAUAUUCCAACUGCAUUAUGGGUAUUUUAAAAGACAAAACCCGUAUUCUGUGCACCCACAAAACACAGUUUGCUGAAAAUUGCGAUCAUUUGAUGAUUUUGUCUGAAGGGCAGGUGGUCAGCCAAGGUCCACCGAGCAAAACAUUGCAGCUCUAUUUUUUGGGUAACGAAGAAAGAGAUGAGUAUAAACAAGAUUUUGCUUCAAUGGAUAAGGAAGUGAGUCUUGAAAGUAUUGAAGUUCAGAAAUUGGUGCAAGAUGAGGAAAAAAUGGAGGGUGUGAUUAGUUUUCACGUUUACAAGUCUUAUUGGAAAGCUGUAGGGCCAGUUUUAUCAGUUAUUGUGCUUUUGUUUUGCUUUCUUAUGCAAGCUUCUAGAACAACAUCUGACUGGUGGUUAUCAUACUGGGUAUCAUCUGUUUGCAGCAACUGCUCCUCAAAUUUUUCAGCUUUCGAGGAAAUGGGAGAUCUUUCAGGAAAAAAGAAUAGAAGUCUUUCAUUCUAUUUAUACAUUUAUGGGGGAUUAGCUCUCAUCAAUAGUAUCUUCACACUUUUCAGAGCGUUCUUGUUUGCGUGGGCAGGCAUUAAAGCAGCCUUAUUUUUACACAAUUCUCUUCUCCAACGUAUAGUCAAGGCUACAGUCAGUUUUUUCGAUGUCACACCCUUGGGACGGAUUAUGAAUAGAUUUUCAUCCGAUGUCUAUUGCAUAGACGAUACACUUCCAUUUAUUGUAAAUAUUCUAUUAGCCCAAGUAUUCUCAUUGGCUGGGUGCAUUUUCAUCACAUGUUAUGGUCUUCCAUGGAUUAUUAUCAUCAUUUUUGUAUUAUCAAUGCUUUAUUUUAAUAUACAACGAUAUUAUCGUUGGACAUCUAGGGAACUGAAGCGCCUCACUAAUAUCAGUUUAUCUCCAAUUUAUGCUCACUUGUCAGAAACCUUGUGUGGUCAAACUACAAUUAGAGUGAUGGCAGCAUCUUCGAGAUUUUUUAAAGAAAUGCUGGAGCACAUAGAUUUGAAUGUGCGAGCCUGUUUAGCAAUGUCUGCAGCCUCCCAGUGGCUCAAUUUAAGGCUACAGUUGAUUGGUGUUGUUGUUGUGACAUCCGUAUCUUUGAUUGCAUUAUUGGAAAGAGAGUUUGGUACUGUUGAUGCAGUGAAGCAGUGUAAUGUGUUUACUAAGCCUAGGUUAUUUUUUAAAGAAAUGUUGGAGCACAUUGAUUUAAAUGUGCGAGCCUGUUUAGCAAUGUCUGCAGCCUCCCAGUGGCUCAAUUUAAGGCUACAGUUGAUUGGUGUUGUUGUUGUGACAUCCGUAUCUUUGAUUGCAUUAAUGGAAAGAGAGUUUGGUGCUGUUGAUGCAGGUCUUGUUGGUCUUGCCUUAUCUUAUGCCUUAUCCAUAACCAGUCUUCUAAAUGGUGCUAUCAUAGCCUUCACUGAGACAGAGAAGGAGAUAGUGAGCGUAGAAAGGGUUUCUGAAUAUAUUGAGAAUGUUAAGACUGAGCCUCACGAUUUUUUACAAAUGCCUCCUUUUGCUUGGCCUAUUCAUGGUGCAAUUUCGUUUGUCAACGUAAGCUUAUGCUACAGACAAUCAUCUCCAUAUGUUUUAAAGAAUAUUACUUUUGAAACGCGUCCUGGCGAGAAAAUUGGCAUCGUGGGUCGAACUGGUUCAGGAAAAACAAGCUUGAUACAGGUUCUCUACCGAAUGGUCGAUUGCUUUGAAGGAACAGUUUUUAUAGAUGGAGUGAACAUUGCCAAUCUACCACUUGAAAAAUUAAGAUCCAGUUUGUCUGUCAUCCCUCAGGAUCCCUUCUUGUUUAGCGGCACCAUUCGUGAGAAUCUCGACCCUUGUUACUUAAAAUGUGAUUCCCAAAUAUGGAAAGCUUUGCAAGAUUGCCAUGUCAAAGACAAAAUUCAGAGCUUAGGUGGUUUGGAUGUGGAAGUUGAAGAACAAGGUCAAAAUUUCAGUGUAGGAGAGCGACAACUUCUCUGCCUGGCAAGAGCGCUUCUCAGGAAAGCUAAAGUGAGCAAUACUUUUUUUAUAAAGUUGCAAAUCAAAAUUACAACUUCUUUGUCAGCCAAGAGAACAUCUCAGAAAAGCUAAAGAGAGCAAUUCACU